AUGAUGACAGUAAUAAGCGGCGGUACUAAUCUUACUGUACCUAAUAUUCACCAAAGUACUGCAUCGACUUUGACAGACAAGGGGGGUCUGAGUCGGCGUAGCACUCAAUUUUCGCCUGACGAACAGAGCGGCGGCGCUUCCAUUGAGCGCGUUAUUACUACACUGUCUUCUCUGUUAAGCAAAGAGGGAAGUAGCUUCACUGUCGCAUUCGACACAAGCAAUUGUGCACAAGUAGUAACUGACUUGAAUUACUCAUUAUGA
Molecule: messenger RNA, 261 nt
Organism: Plasmopara halstedii
Lineage: Eukaryota; Oomycota; Peronosporomycetes; Peronosporales; Peronosporaceae
Exons: 4
Coding region: 1-261 (86 amino acids)
Source: RefSeq, a predicted model, not a curated record